AUGGAUUUUAUACGAACAUUUUUUCAAACACAACAUCACCCAAUUUCCGAGCUUCUUCUUCUAUGGGCUAAUCGAUCAAGUUUUAUCGAUAGCACAGCAAAAGAUUUAGAUCAGGUUUCUCCAUUUCAAUUUCCAGCUUUGGAUAAGACAAAAAUCUUUGCAAUUGAUAUGAAUUUGAUUUCAGGACAGACGAUUUCAGAUAGUUUGGCUUCAUUAAAAGAUAAAACCGAAUGGAAUCCAGAUUCGGAAACUAUAUAUUUGAAUUUUUUGAAGUCUCAAACAAAACAAUCGCAGUAUUUCAUUGUAGUAUCAUUACUCAACAUCAUAUGCUUUCUUAUUCAUACAGAAUUACCGGCAAAUUUUGAAACAUUUGAUUUAAUUCUCAGUACUUUAAUCGAAAUACACGUUACAGAUUACGAAAACCACAUUAAAAUCAUAUUUAAAGAACUUUAUGCGAGAGUAUCAAAAGAAAAUACCUCUUUUUGGCCACACGAUUCAAUAAUUCUUCUUAUUAAAUUUAUUGGAAUUCAUACAGCAUCAAUGUUUAACGAGGAAACAAUCUUUAGUGACCUUUCAUACCAUUUACCAGAUACUUUUAAUAAUACGACAUCAAAAUCAAUAAUUGACGAACUAUUAUUACUGAUAAAGAACAUACAGAUAUCAAACGAAAGAAUAUUUACAAGUCCAAAGCUCGUGAGAGCAAUAGAAACCUGCGUUUCCAAAAUUUAUCUGCCAGCUUUAGAAAUAUUAACUCAUUUAUCUAAAAAUCUUCCGGAAAAUGGACAAAUUGAUCAAUUCAUUGCACUCCCUGCCAUUGUCUGCAACUACUCACGCAAUUUUAAACAAAAAUUCGAUACUAAUUUUGAAAUAAAACAAUAUCCAAAGCUAAAGAACCCAACAGACUACGAUUAUUACAAAGGAAAGAGCGAAUACUUUGUUAAUGGCUUUACUUUUAGAAAAACAAAGACUUUAAUCGAUGUAGAACCAUUAUUAAAUUUAAUUGACGAUCAAUUAGCGACAACACUUAUAGAUAUGAUCGGAUUAAUCGAAGAUGUCAAUAAGAACUGCAUAAAAAUCUUUCUCGACGCAUUUUCAACUUUAAUUAAAAAUCAAAAAUCUCAUGACGGAUUUUUGAACUAUUAUAUAUGCUUUUUAUACUGCGUGUCACAUCUAUCACGUAUUAUUUCAAUCAAUGAUUACACAUCUGCCAUGUUUCAUCCAAUAAUCUUUGAACAAACAAUAACAAUUUUUAAUGAAAUUCCAGAUUUCGUUGAUACAAUUCGUUGUCACGUUUUUGAAGUAAUGUUAACAGUAGAUCCACAAAAAAUCGUUAAUAUAAUGACAAACAAAGUCAAUGGUGAAUUAUUCGUUGCUGAAUGUUUAUGUAGAAUCAUGUCUCAUGUUCCUCAAAUUGAUUUGAAUUUUUUCACGGAGAAUUCCAUUUUAAGAGCGAUUUCUUCAAAUUUGAGGUCGACACAGUUCUUAAGACGCGAGUAUCCUGAUUUAUUUAUUGAUCCUUUGAUGUCUUAUCUUUGUUUCAUUUCGAAAUUGUUGUCAGAAAAAGAAUUUGCAACAAUUUGUUUUACAAACACUCAUUUUUCAAGAAUUUUGUUCGGAUUGAUAUAUGAUGAAGACAUUUCCGAACGUGUUAUAACUUGUUUGACUGAUUACUUGAUAUAUUCCAAUGAAAUAACAUCAACUUAUUUCGUUGGUUCUGUUUUUGAGAAAAUUCCGAAAAAUUUGGGUGAAUUUUUCGUGAAAAUGAUCAAAAGAUCUGUUGAAAGCAAUCCUUCGAUUUCUUUCAUUGUCGAUGAUUGGAUUGACUCGAUGUUGGACUUUACUAUUACUAACCAUUCCCAGAAAGCUCUUCUCAACACUAUAAACGUGAUUUUGUUCGUUGUUAGACAUCUUGGAAAUGAUUAUAAAUUUUCAAGUUUAAGGUUAAGUAAAAUGAUCACUUCUAUCAACGAAAACGAAGGAAAUGAGCCAACAGAACAAACACUGAGUCUUCUUUGGAGUAUCGCUAGUCAAACAAAAUCAAUUAUACCUGAUUCGAUGUUUUUGAUCAAAAUUCCUUCAAUUUUAGUUCCAAUUUUCGCAAUUUGCCACAAAAGUCAAACAAAACAGAUGCAGUUUUUAGAGAAAAUCAAGGAAUUAUGUAUGAGUUCUCCUUCGAAUUGUGUUUCAUGUCAUGUUGGACAAUUUGAUUUGGCUUUAAUCGAUUUCUUGACGAAAGGUGAAAUAAAUUACAGAGGAAUCGUGUUUAAACCAGAAUUAAUUACAGAUAAUGAUAUAGAAAACACAGUUCUUCCUUUGUUGUUCGCAAUCAUUCAAGAGAAAUCAUCAAAUUGCGAAAUUUCAAAAAUUAUUGACAAAAUUGUAAAAAGUGACAUCAGAUUGGCAGAAUUUUUAACGAAAUAUCUGUCACAGUCCAUCAAUAUAAUGAAGCCAACAUUUAAUCUAUGUGAUAAGCAACAGACAAUCAAAUUCUCUGGUUUCGAUCCUCAAAAAUUGAAUGAUUCAUUUUCUGUCACUUUUUAUUUGAAGUUUGAUCAACAAAUUUCAUCUCUUUUACCAACAAUUAACAUAUUUUCAUUGAAUAGCAAAACCACACAGAUUUCUCUAAUAUUAAAUCAUGCAAGUUUGUUCUUUAGUUGCACAUCAAAUGUGAAAUAUUCUUAUCAAUGUUCCAGUGCUUUGAGUCCAAAUAAAUGGGUUUUUGUGACAUUUGCCGCCAAAAGAAUUACACCAAACAAGAUGGCUUGGGGAUUAUAUACUAAUACUACUUCAUCAAUGAUGUCUGAAUCAAUUAAUACAUUAAGUUUUGAUGCAGAAACUGUUUGUGAAUUUGGACAAAUUUGUGAAUUAAAUCCAGGAUUGAUUGGAAGAUUUGCAAUGACAUAUAAAGUUCUCAGCUUAGAUGAUAUAAUAUACUUGAUGAGUGACGGUGAAUCAUUUAAGAAUGAUCAGUUUAUUUUCACUCAUUUCGAUACAAAUGUCAAUUUAUUUGACAACGACAAAUCAUUUGAUAAAACUCUUGGAAGAAAUGGAAACUUACAAAAAUUAUUCAGUAGAUUUGAUUUGUUGGAUGAAAAGAUUGGUGAUUUGGCAAUUGGAAUUGUUAAAUUGACUUUCUCUGCUUCUUUAGAAAGCCAAAAGAAUUUUGCUUCUUUCAUUUACACGGCAGGAAGUUUGGAAACAAUUGACAGCAAGAGAUUGACUUAUCAGUUGUAUUUGGCUUUUUAUUCGAUUGGAGAUGUGAUUUCUGAUGAUCAUUUGAUGGAAGAUUUCCUCGAUUUGAUUGUAUUGAAUACAAACAUUUGGGGACGUGCGAAUCCAUCUACAUUGAUGAGAAUCUGCAAUCACUGGUCACAUACAGUUUUAGAACAAUAUUCAGUUCUUUUCCAGAGAAGUGGAAUGUUCCAGAGAUUGAUCAAAUCAUUUAGAAUAUUGUUCAUUAAUUACGGAGAAGAAUUUGAAAUGAAUAUAAUGGCAAGUUCUCCAGCACAAAACAAAGAUGAAAGUAUAUUAACAACUCCUAAUAAAGACGACACAUCAUCUCCUUUAAUCAACAGUGAAAGUCCUUCUCUUCUUUCUCAAAUGAACAACGAAAAUGAUUCUCCUCUUUCUAAGAAUCAAAAUGAAAGUGAUAGUCUAAUUUCUGAUGAGAAAAGUGAAGAAAAUUAUCAAAAUCUUAAUAAAGAAACCAAAGAAAAUGAAGAUCCUAGAAUAGAUCAAAAUGAUUCUUUAGAACCUAAAGUGAAUGAAGUUUCAGAAACAACUUCUCAAGAUCAAAUGAAACAAAAGGAAAAUUCGGAUAUAAAUGAUGAAGAAAUUUCUUCUCCAAAACAAAAUGAAAUUUAUUCUCCUGAUCAUAAUAAUGAAUUAUCAACUCCAAGUAAAGGAGUAAAUAUAUCUCCAAUGCAGAGUUCUAAUGAAUCUCCACAAAGAAAUGAAGAAUUAUUCCAAGAAAUUUCAUCAGAUAAUGAAUCAUCAUCAGAAGAAAACGAUGGAGAAGAAAAGCCUCAAAAAGAAAGAAGAAGAACAAAGAGAAGACAGACAUUUUCUUCUUAUGAUGAAUUACCAAAAGACAGUUCAUUGUUGACACCUCAAAAGAGAGAAAAAAUCACAAGAAUUGGAAGAAUCAGUUCUACAAACAUAAAAAUAGAUUCUCCAAUCAAAAUUUCCGAAAGUUACGAAAGACUUGAUGAAGACAUUUCCAGAGCAAGAGUUUCUUAUUCAAAGAUAUUAAUGAACACACCAAUAACUGCUAAAGUUGAAGCCGAAUUCCUUCUUUCUUUAGCAUCAUUCAACAACCCAGCAUUGAAAGAAGUUUUGAAGAUAAUAACUGUUCAUGCGAAAGAAAUUGCAUCAUUUGAUGUUUCUAAACCAAAAGUUCCUGACUUUUUGCUGCCAAUUAUUAAUGAAUCGAAUGACAUUGAGAUAAUAACAAACGCUGUUAUCGCAAUGGCUUUCUUGAAACCUUCAGACAUUUCUCUUUUAAUUGCAGCAAAAAUGAUUUCAACAAAAACUGUUGCAACAGAUAUUUUGAACAAUUUAUUGACAAAGUUACCGAAUAUUCCAGGAAUUGCGGAGUUCUUGAGUUCAUUGUGUCUUUCUUUAGCACCAGACAAAGUCAAAGAAGAUGAAACAGAAUUGACACAAACAGACGAAAUAGAAAUCCAAAGAAAAGUAACAAUGACAGAGAAAAUUAAGAAUAGUUUGAGAAUAGGAAGAAGUCGUAAAGUCUCUGAUAUCACAGGUACAUCACCAAGAAGAUUCUCUUUCCUUUCAUCAGGAAACACAACGAAUACGAAUCAAUUUGCUAAUCUAUUUUCUGCUUCUUACAGAAUUAUGACAUCUAAUGAAGAUGUCAACUUUCUUCUGCAAUCAAAAGGUGUUUCAUGGCCAUUCUUACCUUUGGCGAUGCUAACGAGAAUUGCAGAUAAUGUCGCAGGACAAUUAAUCGAAGCUGUUUCUUUUGUCAUCAAAAAAUGUCAAAAUCCAUCAAAAGAAUUAAAUGAUGCAAUAAUUACAAUAAAAAUCUUGGAAUUCAUCACGAAGAAAGAUUUGUCAAGGUUCUGUUGCAAUCUAGUUUUGUUAUGUAAAGACAUUGUCGAUGAUUUCUCAGCGGAUAUGGCUUUGUUCAUCAGAAUUCUCGACAAAAACAUAACUUUGUCAAAUUAUUUCGAUGAUUCUCCUUUCAAAGAAACCAUUGAAAAAGUGACACAAACAAUCAUCAGAAGCAUGAGUGACAUCAAAAUCAAAGACUCUGUGAUGGUAUACAUUGGUUGUUCGUUGACAGAAUCAAGAGAUGUUUAUGAUCAGCUUUGUUAUUUGUGUCAUGACAGAUUCCGCCAAAUUUGCAGAGAAAUCGCAAACGGAGCUGAUCAAAUGACAGAAUUAACAGAUGAAAACAUUGCCCAGUUGAAAGAUAAGGCGUUGACAAAAAUAGCUUCACUUUUGGUUAUUGUUGACGGUUUUUCAUCAAAAAUUACUACACUUUAUGAUGAUAAUUUGUCGAGCAAUGAUAUCCAGAACAAAAAAUUCUCAUGGACAAUAGAAUUCCGUUUACUCCAUAAAGUUCAAGUUGAUUCUUCAAUUUUCAAGAAUUUGAUUCUGAAAAAUUUGCCUCAAAAAGUGACAGAAAAAUGUGAUUCCAAGAAAUAUUUCAUUGGAAAUUGCAUUCCACACAUGAAGAAAUAUAUAAUCAAUCAUGAUAUCGAUCUCAUCAAGUCCAAGAAUGUUUUGUUGCAACAAACAAUUGACAAUCCAACAAUUUCUUCUCCUUGUUUAUUACUUGAAAAAAAUAAAAUGAAAAGUGCUGCUUUUGUCAUUGUUCAUGGCGAAAAUUUAGUAAUACAGAUCGAUGACUAUUACAGGAUUGAUAUACAUUUCUCUAACAUCAUUUUAGUUCUUAGAAGAAGUGAUUUGAUUUUCGAAAUUUUCUCGAGAAAUGAUUCAUUUUUAGUCGAAUUUUCUAAUAACGAAAUUUCGGAUUCAUUCUACGAAAUCUUCCAAAAAUUCACAGAGAAAACAAAAGACAUCGUUUGCCCUGAUAACUUUGAAAAACAUGUCUUUGAUUUAAUCAUUCAAAACUCAUCAAUUCAUUCCGAAGACUUUAGAAUUGAUGGUUUGGAAGUUGAUGAAUUUUCAGGUAAAAAAGAUUUGAAGAAAUCGAUGCUUUUGAGGCAGAAAUAUUCUUCUUCUGAUAAUAUACAGAACUACUUCCCAUCCACUAAGCAAAUCCCUGAGAAUAUAAGAUUCACACCAUUGACAAUGAAAAUUGUUGACGAAAAAGUUUUUUAUUUGGUUGAAAAAACAGUUUCUUCAUUCGAUUUGUUUUCGAGUGAAAUAAACAAAUACAACUUCGAAGAAGAGUCAACAUUCUUCGUAUUCGAUAACCAAAUAUUUAAACGCAAUUACGACGAAAAUCACGUUGUUUUAUUCUCAAAUAACAACGUGAUUUUGUUAGUUGAAGAUGAUACAAAAUUAUCAAUUUUGUACAAAAACUGCAAUAAUCAUUUUAAUGAAGUAAUUAGCCUUCCAGAACGCAUUGUUUGUGCAAGCUAUUGCGGGAGAACAAGUACAAUAUCCAUUGGUUUAAGUUCAUGCCACAUCAUGAUGAUGAGUUCUGAUGGAACAGACAUUUUCAAUGUCAUUCAUUUUGAUGAAGAACCUUUGAACGUUUUUUCAACAGAAGUUUUUAGUUUGCUUUGCGUACAGACUUCUGAGAGAUUCUACGCAUUCGAUUGCAACGGGAACGAGGUUUAUCAAAUGAGUGUUAAGUCAACAUUUGCUAGACCUUUCUCCGUCAAUUCGUGUGACUUCGUAUUGAUAUGCGAACGUGGAAGAAUUUUCUCUGUGAAUUUGAUUGAUCAUAAAAUCAUCGAAAUUGCUCGAGAAAGAGAUGUUAUUGACAUCUCGUUUAACAUUGAUAAGAUGCUUAUUAUUAUUGUUAACAGUUCUGGACUCAUUCACGAAGUUCCUUUCAUUCCUUCACUUGAAUAA
Trichomonas vaginalis G3 is the source of this 7011-nucleotide messenger RNA. RefSeq names its product aggrephagy protein. Lineage: Eukaryota; Parabasalia; Trichomonadida; Trichomonadidae. The coding region runs from base 1 to 7011 and encodes 2336 amino acids. The transcript has a single exon. The record is from RefSeq and is a predicted model, not a curated record.